This is a messenger RNA of Cricetulus griseus (Chinese hamster), 1662 nucleotides long. The record is from RefSeq and is a predicted model, not a curated record. NCBI's taxonomy places the organism in Eukaryota, Metazoa, Chordata, Mammalia, Rodentia, Cricetidae.
AAAGAAGAGGGCUCCCUCAAGACGGAAGGCUCGGAUGGCCCGCGGGUGAAGGGGGAGCCUCGCAUGAGCCCCCGAGGGGGCUGCAAGAGGAAGCUGGCCAUGUCAAGGUGUGAAACUUGUGGGACAGAAGAGGCAAAGUACAGAUGUCCACGCUGCAUGAGAUAUUCCUGCAGUUUGCCCUGCGUAAAGAAGCACAAAGCAGAACUGACUUGUAAUGGAGUCCGAGAUAAAACCGCUUACAUCUCACUACAGCAGUUUACGGAGAUGAAUCUCCUAAGUGACUAUCGGUUUUUGGAAGACGUGGCAAGAACUGCAGACCAGGUUUCAAGAGAUACUUUCUUGAAAAGACCAAAGCGCAAAAAAUACCUGUUAUUUAUGAAAAAUCGUGCCCGAAAGCAAGGUAUUUUCUUAAAGCUUCUACCCAAUGGAUUCAGCAAGAGGAAAGAAAAUUCAACAGUUUUUGAUCAUAGGAAGCAGCAGUUCUGCUGGCAUGUAAAGCUCCAGUUUCCCCAGAGUCAGGCCGAGUACACAGAAAAAAGAGUACCAGAUGAUAAAACUAUUAAUGAAAUUCUAAAACCUUACAUCGAUCCUGAGAAGUCUGAUCCUGUGAUUCGUCAAAGAUUGAAAGCCUAUGUACACUCACAGACUGGGGUCCAAAUUUUAAUGAGGGCUGAAAAUAUGCAGCAAAAUUUUGUAAGGUAUUAUGAACUGGACCCUAACAAAAGUCUUUUAGAUAAUUUGAGGAGCAAAGUGAUCAUUGAAUAUCCAACUUUGCACGUGGUGUUGAAAGGAUCUAGUAGUGGCAUGCAGCUUCUUCACCAAGUGAAAAGUGAAUCUACCCAGAAGCUUGGCAAUGGAAAUUGAGCACUUGCAGAAGAAGGUGGAAGUUCCCAGAUGGUUGAGAAGAUUGUGUGUGGAUUGGGUGACUGGGGUACUCUCAGAGGGUGGUUGGAAUGUGUUUGUCUAAAAGGAAAUUAAACAAUAUAACUUUCUUUCAAAAAAAAGUGCAUUUUGUCGCCUUUUGAAUGAACUGAUGUACAAAGGCUCCUUCCUCACUAGACUUCAGUAUGCCUACUCUAUAUGCUGAAACAGUUUUAUUGUUAGAGUGGCACAAGACCAAACCCAAGGGUCACCUGUGUCAGCCACAAAGAUGGCCUCCUGCAUGGUCGCACCUCACUGAAGAGAAUGCCACACAGCGAAGCAUCUAGCCAAGGAGAACUCUUCCAAGACUUGACCAUCCUCAUGUUUUGGUUAUCCAUAACCCCUCUUAAGACAUCUCAUACUUGAGACACUCCCAGUCGUAAGGGAAGGUGAAAUAAACAUGAGCCACCAUGUGCUGCAUUCAGUUAAAGAGACCUACAGCUCCACCUUGAGUUAUUGAUGACCUCGUCUCACCAGUUCUGUGCCGCACGCACUCCCAGUUGACUCUGGUUGCUGUACAGGACACAGUGAUGACCAGCUUGGUGCUGUAUUUUGAUGCAUCUAAAGAAAACACCCACUUGAGUAUGUUGAAGAAGUGUGCAAGGUGUAGUUAUGUGUGCACGUGGCUUGACUUAUGAGCAGUCCACAUACUGAAAUUAAACUAAUAAUUUCAUGUGCAUUUGUGCAACCCUGAAACUUUAGUUGGACUAUAAAAGAGUAAAGAAUUACAUCUGUAUUGCA